Molecule: messenger RNA, 2473 nt
Organism: Geodia barretti
Lineage: Eukaryota; Metazoa; Porifera; Demospongiae; Tetractinellida; Geodiidae
Source: the annotation of a GenBank genome assembly
CCCAGCGUGGGGGCGGAUUCGGACACGCGAUUUCGGACACGGAGCCAGAGAGAUAGUGCGUCUUUUUGCAGAGUCAGUUGACGGUAGAGGUUUUGGGUUAGCUGGGAGCUGAAUAAAUGGCGUCUGGGACAGUGAGAGAGUUUGAUCCGGAGACCUUCGCUCUGGACAAGUACAUCGAGAAGCUGUCUACGAGCGAUCCCAGGACGGGCAUCGGGCCGCUGAGAAAGAUGACGGUGGAGCCGUUCGACCCGCGCGCCCUCCUGGAGACGUUCGAGCGGAGUAUCCAGGUCCUGGGCGAGCUGGCCGAGAGGAACCAGCGCCGCGUGGAGAAACUGGAACACGUCUGUGCCAAGCAGGAGCACGAACACAACGGCCGCAUCGCGGAACUAGAGGGAACAUACAGAGAGGCAUUCGAGGAGUUCCAGACACUGGAGGACAGAAUAACAUACGUGGCGACGAAGGUGGUUCACCUGGGCGACCAACUGGAAGGCUCCAACAACCGGCGGAUGCGAGCCAUGGAGGCUAUAGACCUGAUGAAAUACCUCGACGAAUUCAAGACCAAGCCUCGUCCUAAUCUCAUCGUCUUCACUGACCCAGGCAGAAAACUGGAGGCGGCUGCUCUGAUUAACAAACUUCAGUCUCUCACUGCUGAGCUACCCAAUAACGACAUGUAUGCAAAGGUUCGCAGGCAUAUCUUUACAAAGUAUGCUGAAACUGAACAACUGCUGGUGAACGAAUUCAUCGAGUCGCUUCGCUCUCUCGACUCACGCAGAAUGAAGGAGUACGCUGUAGCUCUGCAGCCAUUCGGCAAAGGAUCAGGGCAAGUAGUGACAGAAUACAUCCACCACAAUAUCCCGAUCCAGAAGUUCACGUCAGUGGAUGAAAUGGUGGUCAAGGUGGAAAAACUCUGUAAAAAGGUCUACGUGCAGGUGGUAGACAUUUUCGACAAUGCAGAGGUGGUAAUGUCGAAGUUCAUUCAGUCUCUACUGGAGAGAGUGCUUCAGAAGUUUGUGGAUGAGGACCUGGGACCUCUGAUGGCCUCGGUGAAUGAAAGAGAGAGGUAUCUCAAGAGACUCUAUGACCUCUAUGUCAAAAUGAUGGAGCUGCACGGCAAACUGGGCAAGUAUGAGAUGAGUCUGGACAUGGCCUAUCUUGCCAAACUCAUGCGUGUCGUGUUGUUUCACAAGUACCUCUCCAACUACGCCGAGAUGGAGGCACAGCAUCUCACUGCAGUCACUACAAGGACUCUGGAAGUGUUCAAUGUCAGGAUGGGCAUAUCCAGAAAGCGUGCCGCAGGGCCAGGGGGAGGAGGGAGUGCAGGAGUUCAGGGGCGCCCGGACGAGACCUACGUCUCCAUGGAGGUGUGCACCAAUGUCCUCCAUGAGGCAAAGGAGUCGAUCCGGAGGGCUUCCGCGGUGAGUCACAAACUACCACUGCACACCAGUGAGUAUGAUCUGGCAGCUUAUCCGAGGCUAUUUGUUGUUGUUGACAAGCUUGUAGAAUCACACAAAAUGUCAUUAGAUAGGUACGUGGGCAUGCGAGUAUAAGGACCCACUCUGUGUGUGUGUGUGUGUGUGUUGUGUGUGCAGUUGCUGAUGGACAAGGAGCUGUCCGUUCUCGUUCGAGAACUGUAUUUCAUCGUUCUCGACAAACUCUGCAUCGAGCACUUUCUCACAGCUCUCGAGAUUGCCCAGUCAGCUGACCCCAAGUCGUCACCGACCGGGUUGUUCUGUCUGGUGGUGGGUGGAGUCAACAGCUCCAUGCAUCUCAUUGAAAAGCUCUACAGAGACACCGUCGUUCCUUGCAUUAGCUAUGCUCCAGAGGCGACCAAGUGUCUGGAGAGAAAAAGAGAAACUACGCUCAAACUCGAGUCUAAGAUAGAGGCUGGCAUUGAGAGAAGUCUAACAGGGAUGGUGGGCACUAUCAAGAACUUCCUCUCCAGCUGCCAGAAGAAGACAGACUUCAAACCAGACGACAUGGCUCUCCCGGCACUGACGGACGCCUGUCAGAAAGUGGUGGCCUACAUCAUGGAGUGCCGUCGAGUCCUGGACAUGUCGCUGGAUGGAAAAAAUCUCGAGGUCGUGCUACUAGAGUUUGGGAUUCGCAUACAACGCGUUAUCUACGAUCACGUCCAGCAGUUUGUGAUCAGCGAGAAUGGUGCCAUGAACAUCAUAUGCGACAUGAACGAAUACAGAAAGGCCGUCAAGGAAUUCAGCAGUCCAUUUCUUGACGAGCUGUUUGGGAGUCUCCAAGCCCUCUGCAACAUAUUCAUUGUGAAGCCAGAGAAUCUGCCACAAGUCUGUUCCGAGGAGCCCUACACUUCGUUUGAUCGCAGUGUUCUGAGCAGUCUGGUGGCCCUGAGAGCUGAUUUUAAGACUAACAAACUAGCAAAGAUAUUCACCUAACGCAGACACACCCGUAAUUUACUGCAUCAUGCCACAAUUGAUCAUCCAUUAUAAUUAUCAUCAUCAUG